AUGGCUACAGGUGAAGGCAAGUUUACAUGUAGUGUUUGUAAGCAAUUAUUUAAAAACCCAGUUGUUCAUAAACUUUGUGGUAUUUCUUUUGAUCGUGAAUGUCUUGGAAAUCUAUGUCCAGAACAACAAUGUCAACAAGUUAUUAUAGAAGACGAUUUAAUACCUAACCGUAGUCUAUUAAAUGUUGUUGAUGAAUAUCGAUUAACAUUAGUAUCACCUCCUGUCUAUUAUAUGAUUCUACUCGAUUGCAGCACUUCUAUGUGGUAUUCAGAUGCAUGGCUUCCGUUUGCUCUAGGCCAAAGUCGAUUUGUAUAUGCUAUAGAUUUUUUGAACGAGUUCUUCCGACUAAAAUUGAAUUUAAUAACUGAUAAAGUUUCAUUAGUUACUUUUGAUACAGCUUCUCUACAACGCUUCGAUUUCCAAGUAAUCAAUGAAAAUCAUAUAGCGAUGUUAAAAGAUUUAAAAUGUGACGGUCAAGAUACUGCGCUAUUCGAUGCCAUUGACUUUUGUUAUGACAGACUUGAAGAGUUAAAUAAACGAUUGGGAAAUCAACAAUCUAAUCUAUAUCUUUUGGUACUGACCGAUGGUCAGAAUAAUUUUGGCCUCAAAGAAUCCAAACAUGCGGACAACUUAUUAUUUCGUUCAAAAAAACUUCAUAUAUCAGGUCAUAUGAUUCAAAUCGGAAGCAAAAAUCGAAAAACAACAAGAACGCUUUGUAAAGUACUUCAAUUUCAAUAUAAUCAUUUCAAAGGUGGAAAUGUAAAUGAAUUUGUUAAUUCUUUAACAAAUACACUUACUACAAAAGCUCAAUCACGAGUUCAACCUACAAAAAAUAUAGCCGAACAAUUGAUUGAUCAAUUGCCAACUGUACCAAAUACGCCAAUAAAAGCGCCAAAUACACCAGUAAAAGUGCCAAGGAGACAAUUAGAAUCCGCUUAA
This is a messenger RNA of Adineta steineri, 939 nucleotides long. NCBI's taxonomy places the organism in Eukaryota, Metazoa, Rotifera, Eurotatoria, Adinetida, Adinetidae. The record is from the annotation of a GenBank genome assembly.